Cololabis saira (Pacific saury) is the source of this 5403-nucleotide messenger RNA. It is a transcript of the gene tecpr1a, whose product is annotated as tectonin beta-propeller repeat containing 1a. Gene Ontology annotation, cellular component: membrane. The record is from RefSeq and is a predicted model, not a curated record. The transcript is spliced from 24 exons. Bases 184 to 3804 code for a protein of 1206 amino acids. NCBI's taxonomy places the organism in Eukaryota, Metazoa, Chordata, Actinopteri, Beloniformes, Belonidae.
GAAAGAAGGAACCACCGCACUUCCUGAUUCAUGCAGAGGCGAAAUUAGGAUAAAAAUAUCAAAAAGCACCGCACACAUGAUGAGCUGCAUCGCUGUUCGUUCAUGUACCGCCAUCAAAUGAAAAAUAAAGACAUAGGACCUGCACCGGAAGACGUUUUAUGAGAAGAAACGCCAGGUGCAGCCAUGCCUGUGUCCCUGCUGUGGGCCGUGGAUGUGUAUGGGCGGGUCUACAGCCUGUCCACAGUGGGGCAGCAGUGGGAGCAGUGCCGCGAUGCUCAGAUGGAGUUCAAGCGGGUGACGGCAGCCCAGCAGUGCUGCUGGGGCAUCGCCUGCGACAACGGCAUCUACCUAAAAGUCCACGCCUCUGACCUGCCCAUCCGCUACCAAGAAGAAACCUACGAGAAUCAACGUUGGAAUCCUGUCGACGGUUUCUCGGACCGUUUGCUGCCAAGCGACCGCUGGCAGUGGAGUGAUGUCACGGGUCUGCAACACCAACAUCUGGACAGCUUCCAGCUCCCCUCCAGCAGCUGGGAGUGGGAAGGUGACUGGUAUUCGGAUGAAAAUUUUGAGGGAGAGCCCACAGAGAAAGCGGGGUGGACUUACAGCAUUGAUUUCCCUGCCAACUACACUAAAGACAAGAAGUGGAACUCCUGCGUCCGUCGCAGGAGAUGGCUCCGUUACAGGAGGUACAGAGCCAUGGACACCUGGGCAAAGAUCCCUUCACAGCAGACGACUCUGCCGGAUCCCUUCAACGACAUCAGCUGCGGCGGCUGGGAGAUCAGCGAGGAGCCCCGGGGCUCCCUGUCCCUGUGGGCUGUGUCUUUGCAGGGCAAGGUCUGGUUCAGAGAGGGGAUCUGUCACCACAAUCCCGAGGGCUCUUCGUGGGAGGACGUGCCUCUCCCCGCAGAGGUGGUCCAGAUAAGCUGUGGCCCGGGGGACCUGGUGUGGGCCGUGCUGUGGGAGGGCCAGAUGAUCGUCCGGGAGGGCAUCGGUCGUGAUUGCCCCAAAGGUACGUCGUGGGCAGUGGUGGAGUGUCCAAACCCGGAGGUGGGAGCGAUACACGUAACCGUGGGAACCAACGUUGUCUGGGCUGUGACCAAAGACAAUAAAGUGUGGUUCAGGCGUGGCGUGAACUCCCACAACCCCUGUGGUUCUGGCUGGAUCAGCAUGGUGGGAGAAAUGAUCAUGAUCAACGUAGGACUGAACGACCAGGUGUGGGCUAUUGGCUGUGAGGAUCGAGCGCUGUACUUCAGGCAGGGAGUAACCUCCAGUGAACUGAGCGGUAAAACCUGGAAGGCUGUCACCGUUCCCCGAGACGGAGACCGAUCCCACUCCAGCGCCAGCGCUAACAGCCUGCAGAGUGCUGGAUGUUUCUUCUCUGGUGAGGUGCGUGCUCAGUCAGUAGCGAGUGAUGUGGAAUCAGACGUAGAGAAAGGAUCUGCAGAUGGAGCCGACAUCUCCACCAUGUCUAACGCCCCCACAGAUCCCGAGUCUGAUGUGCCUGUUGACACCCCUAAACCCCGCAUCCCCAAGGUCACCAGCGACAGCUUCAUCUCUCAACUCGUCUCUGAUAGAGAACCGGGAAAGACUUUAAAAGACGUUGGAUCGGCCACUCCUGCUGUCCUGGAAGAGGAGGUCGUCCUUGGAGAUGGAGAGGAAAUAAAUCUUUGUGCCGCUGCAGCUCUCUCCCCCGGCAAGUCCGGCGGUGCCGCUGAUCCUCAGUGGACUAACGUAGACCUUGAGGAGGCGCAGAUCCAGCAGGCUCAGACCGGAGCAGGGUUGGACUCAGCUGACACCUGCAGCCUGUCUUCAGUGGCCACGUACACCCUCGCCAUGGAGGACCCGUACGGGGCGGACGAGCACCCGCUGUGGGCCUGGGUCAGCGGAGGAGCUUGUUCUGUGGACUGCUACUCCCAACUCAACUGGUUUAACAGCUCCAUGAACACUUCAUCUUUGCUGCAGUCAGUCCGGUCCAUGAGUCUGUCAGUCACCCCUGCACAGACGGCAGCUUGGCGGAAACAAAUCUUUGAGCAACUGAAUGAAAGAAGCAAGAGAGAAAUGGAGGAUUUUAGACAUUAUGAGCAAGCCAUAGAGCAGUCGGUGUGGGUGAAGAAGGGGACCAUGCAGUGGUGGAGAGACUGGAAGCCGUACAAGUGGAUCGAUGUUCAUUUUGCCUUGGAGCAGUUCUCAGGAUCAGAUGGCAACAAAGACGGGAUCUUAUUCAUCUAUUACAAUUAUUAUGAGGAGAAAAAGUACCUGCACGCCUUUGUCAAUGAAGUGACCAUCCUGGUUCCGGUGCUUAAUGAAGCCAAGCACACUUUUGCCAUCUACACACCCGAGCGGACCAAACAGAGGUGGCCGAUCAGAUUGGCAGCUCCCACAGAGCUGGAAAUGCAUGACUGGCUGGCCUUGUUAAGCAUGUCGUGCUGUGACUCCAGGGGACUCCACGGUGCUCCCUCCAAACAGGUCAUCUGGUCCAUCACCUGUAAAGGAGAUAUCUUCAUCAGUGAGCCCUCCCCUGCCCUGGAGGCCAUGCCUUACCCCACACCCUGCGACCAGAUGUUCUGGCGGCAGGUUGGGGGCCACCUGCGCUCAGUGGAGUGUAACAGUGCUGGGAUCGUGUGGGGGAUUGGCUACGACCACACCGCCUGGAUCUACACCGGUGGAUACGGGGGAAGCUUCUUCCAGGGACUGGCUAGCAGCACGGAUAACAUCUACACGCAGACGGAUGUCAAGAGUGUCUACAUCUAUGAGAACCAGAGGUGGAAUCCAGUCACCGGUUACACGAACAGAGGUCUUCCAACCGACCGCUACAUGUGGAGCGAUGCAUCAGGACUGCAUGAGUGCACAAAGACGAAUACAAAACCUCCUCCUCAGUGGACUUGGGUGUCUGACUGGGCUGUCGACUACAGCGUCUCCGGGGGUACGGACAGGGAGGGCUGGCAGUUCGCAGCUGAUUUUCCAGCGUCAUAUCAUGGGUAUAAAACGAUGAAGGACUUUGUGCGUCGCAGGCGAUGGGCCAGGAAGUGUAAAUUGACCACUACAGGACCUUGGCAAGAAAUUCCACCCAUCACUCUGAGUGAUGUGACCAUCCUGCCGUGUGCAGCUCAGAGCAGCGUGGACGCCGUUCCUCUGUGGGCCAUCAGCAACAAGGGAGAUGUGCUCUGCCGACUGGGAGUCACCGCACUGACACCUGCCGGAUCCUCGUGGCUCCACGUGGGAACAGACCAGCCGUUCAAAUCCAUCUCCAUCGGGGCAGCCAGCCAGGUUUGGGCCAUCGCCAAAGAUGGCUCUGCCUUCUACAGGGGCUCUGUCACACCUCAGAGCCCAGCAGGAGACUGUUGGUACCACAUCCCGUCUCCAGCCAAACAAAAGCUGAAGCAGGUGUCUGUUGGGAGGACGUCGGUCUAUUCUGUAGAUGAAAACGGCAACCUGUGGUACAGACAGGGAGUGACUCCCAGCUACCCCCAGGGCUCUUCCUGGGAGCACAUCUCCAACAAUGUGCGCAAAGUCUCUGUCGGGCCCCUGGAUCAGGUUUGGAUCAUAGCAGAUAAGGUUCAGGGCAGCCACAGUUUGAGCUGCGGGACCGUGUGCCAUCGACUCGGAGUCCAACCUCUGGAACCCAAGGGAGCAUCCUGGGACUAUGGCAUUGGGGGGGGAUGGGACCACAUCACAGUGAGAGGAAACUCCAUGGAGCCGCCCCGCAUCCGUCUCUCCACCCUGAAGGACGCAUCUGCCCCGGGGCCUCACAGCCCUGGCCCCGUCAGGGGCCCGGAGCUCAAUGGCACUGCUGUCGGCUGUUAGACACAAAAAGAGCACGUAGCCAUCCAAAACCAGUCCACUUUUUAGUGCAUUGUUUGUUUCAAACCACUUUUAGUUUCAACACUGAUUUAUGAGUUUCAUUAGCCGAGCCAGCGUUACAGAACAUUUUUAACUGAUAUCCAGAAUUGAAUUUAUGUCUUGUUCUCAGAGAUCGUGUUUUUCAUCUUGCAAGUUGUUCAUCUAUAAAUGGGCAUUUUUGUAUAUAUGUUUUUUUCCAAGGUGUGAAUUUUAACUUGAUGUUUGUGGUUUUUGUUUAUAGAGCUUUACAUAUUGGUUCAAGAUAGUUGUAGAAGAGUCCUGUUUUUUAAAAUACAGUAUAUAUUUUAUUUUUGGAAAGGGUAAAAGAUCAUUCUUCAUAGAUGUUGCCUACUUGCAUGCGACAGAUUAGCACGCUGGAAAAGAGUGAAGGUUUUAUUCGUGGUUUUUCUGGCAGUUGCCUCCGAUUUCCGAUCACCUGCCUCUGAACUGCAUACACCUUGACAGCAGAGAAAUUCCUGGAUACAACACCCGUUCCCAUUUUGAAUGUGGUUGUUCCAGCACCAGAUCAGAGCCUUUGUCAGAUCUAGAAGCGGUUAUUUGCAUUUCACGCAACUGUGGAGCAAGCUAUUAUCAAGCUAAAGUUGGUCCAGAGCUGCCAGCUUUGAAAACGUGUUCACACAGUGCAAGAGUUGCUAAAUGGUGACUAGGUACUUGAAACACAAAACGGCACAGAAUAAGGAAAGUGGGAUUAAACUCUUUUCCUUCCAAAUGGUCUUUACAGACUCCUAAAAUGUACUGUUCCUACAAAAUGCACUCACAGUUACAGCGAGUGUACUUUUGGUAAAUGCUGUGUCAGCGUUUGGCCUCUGCUGACAAACUGCAUGUUUCUCAAGUUUGUUGCGGUCAUUAGGCUCCACGCCGUGUGAGGUUUAAGUUUGGGUCGACAAAAGACAACUCAGCCAGAGAUUUUUAAAGAUUCAUCAAUAUCAUUAUGAGUUAAAUCACCAGCUGAUGCUAAAAUAAAACUAAAAGUGUUUCAUCCAUUGACUUCACCAGAGCUUUGGGCAUCUUUUCUGGUGUUGAUUGCGUGUGUGUUUCACAAAGACUGUACAUCGUUAUUUUCAUGGAGCAUGUGCAAUUUUCUGUUGGAGAGAAGAAAAGAGGCCUUUACUUGUAAAAGUCUUGUGGCUGAAAUGCUGAAAGUGAACGUUCCUCUUUCUCACAGGAGUAUUUGAAUUUUGCAUGCUGUCGACUUCCUUCGGCCAGAUCGUGGUAGUAUGACUGAGCAGUAAAAGAAUAAAAACGACUAUAUUUUUGUUAUAAAUCUGUUAAUAUCAUAUAACACUGGUGGUAACACCGAUGACUUGGACCAUUUCAGACAUUUAGUUUAUUAAAAGUGCAGCUGUAUAACGAAUUACUGUCUCAAAUCUGCAGGAAAGUUUGAAAAAGUUGCUCGUGUACAGACAUCAUGCGUGUAGUAUCUGAGUCAUGAAGAUCACACCGUUACUGUGAUGGCCAUGCGUAACUGGGUACAUGAUCACACACGUAUACAUCAAAGAAACAGUCUGUGUCAAUAAAUAUAUUUGUUUAUUGAUAACUGCA